AUGGCGGGAACUGUCAACUGGGGUACAGCAACAGUGAUUGGAAUGUUUGCUGGCAUGUUAUACGGGGGGAGCAAAGAGGCAUCUGCUUCUGUUGUAAGGAUUAUUGAUGGGCUCGAUGAUGAUCAUGAGAACUUUGUCAUGUAUUGCCAGAGUAAGGAUGCAGAAGUAAUGUUGAAGCUUGGCAGCACACAGGACAAACGUGAGCAGCAUCGACUAAUGAGAGAUGCAAUGGAAAAAAGAUUUAUCCGAGUCACUCGGGGCUCAAUAGUUGGUGGAGUGCGCCUUGGAAUGUUUACUGCUGCAUUUUGCUGUUUGCAGAAUCUGCUUGCUGAAACACGAGGGGUGCAUGAUGUUUAUAAUGUGGUUGGAGCUGGUUCUGCUACUGCUGCAACAUUUGGUCUAAUUUUGCCAGGGUCAUUCCGUUGGCGUGCAAGGAAUGUGUUAUUGGGCUCGGUUUUGGGUGCAGCAUUUUGCUUCCCUCUUGGUAAUAGAUUCGCACCUAGAGCUCUCUUUGCUUCUCAUAAUUUACGCAAGCAAUUUUUAACAGGUUGGCUUCAGUUGAAGCUUGUAGAGAAAGCAAAUGAAGGGAGGUUGGCUGCUGCUUCCGACACAAACGGAAGUAAAGAAGCAGAGAGUGGGGUUGGUUGGCUUCAGUUGAAGCUUGUAGAGAAAGCAAAUGAAGGGAGGUUGGCUGCUGCUUCCGACACAAACGGAAGUAAAGAAGCAGAGAGUGGGGUUGGUGCUGCAAUUGAGAGGCUAGAAGGGCACUUGAACAAAUAG
Messenger RNA from Ilex paraguariensis (yerba mate), 780 nucleotides. NCBI's taxonomy places the organism in Eukaryota, Viridiplantae, Streptophyta, Magnoliopsida, Aquifoliales, Aquifoliaceae. The record is from the annotation of a GenBank genome assembly.